AUUUAUUACUGAUAAAAGGUUUUAAAUAUUUAGCCGAGGCCUGGUGGCAUGUACGGUAUAAGUACACUAGAGUUGUUGAUAAAUUAAUUAUAUAUGUGGCAAAUGUGUGGAGGGUAAUCAGAGCAACACGGAUUGUGGAUUUUAGUGCCUCUAUCUCCUCCCUCCUCUUGCUACUGGUAAGAGUACUACACUAGCAUUAAUAGGCAAAAAUGGCCAUUUUUGGGACUGUUGUUGGAACAUCUUUUCUAUAUCCCAACGGCUUUAAAACUGUAACCAAACAGUCCGCUUUUUCAUUAUCAAGAAGAACAACAGGAAGCAGUUUCCGGCUCAAUUGUUCAACCGAGAAAUCGAGCAUCAAAAUUGUUAAAAAUCCUCCUGAAUCUACACUCUCCGAGCUCGGUGUUCGCUCUUGGCCCAAAUGGGGAUGCCCUCCGAGCAAGUUUCCAUGGACAUACUCUUCGAGGGAGACAUGCUACCUGUUGGAGGGAAAGGUCAAAGUGUACCCUGAUGAUGGUGAGGCAGUUGAGAUUGGCGCAGGUGACAUGGUCGUCUUCCCCAAGGGAAUGACCUGCACUUGGGAUGUUUCUCAAGCUGUCGAUAAGCAUUACAAAUUUGACUGAAUUCUCAAUCAUCCAUCAUCUAUCAUCUUUCUUUAAAAGUUAAGACCAAUCAUUUUGAUUUUUUCUUUACAUUUACAUCAUGUGCGUGUAACCUGAAUAAUCCAGCAACUCUUCUCAGUUCUAUGUUUCUUUC
This is a messenger RNA of Erythranthe guttata (spotted monkey flower), 753 nucleotides long. Its product is annotated as RmlC-like cupins superfamily protein. The record is from RefSeq and is a predicted model, not a curated record. NCBI's taxonomy places the organism in Eukaryota, Viridiplantae, Streptophyta, Magnoliopsida, Lamiales, Phrymaceae.